This is a messenger RNA of Salvelinus sp. IW2-2015, 408 nucleotides long. RefSeq names its product cleavage and polyadenylation specificity factor subunit 1-like. Gene Ontology annotation, cellular component: mRNA cleavage and polyadenylation specificity factor complex; nucleus. The record is from RefSeq and is a predicted model, not a curated record. Gene Ontology annotation, molecular function: protein binding. NCBI's taxonomy places the organism in Eukaryota, Metazoa, Chordata, Actinopteri, Salmoniformes, Salmonidae.
AUGUCCCCCUCCUCCAGGCGUGUAGCAGUGAGACAGGACACAUGCAGUAUCGUAGCCAUCUCUCUCAACAUCAUGCAGAAGGUUCAUCCUGUCAUCUGGUCCCUCGGCAACCUGCCCUUUGACUGCACACAGGUCAUGGCUGUUCCCAAGCCCAUCGGUGGUGUGGUGGUGUUUGCUGUCAACUCCCUGUUAUACCUCAACCAGAGUGUUCCUCCAUAUGGCGUGUCACUCAACACACAGACCACAGGGACCACCGCCUUCCCCCUGCGUAUACAGGAGGAGGUGAAAAUCACUCUAGAUUGUUCCCAGUCCUCCUUCAUUGGCUCUGACAAGAUGGUCAUCUCUCUGAAAGGAGGAGAGAUCUAUGUGUUGACCCUGAUCACUGAUGGCAUGAGGAGCUCUUGCUAA